AUGUCUAUUACUUUAAUCUGUCUUGUCAAAGGAAACACAUCCACAAAUGCUUUCUCUGUUAAAAUAAAUAGGGAUAAGCCUAUUAGUGAGCUCAAGGAGGCUAUCAAAGUGAAAAAGGCACCAUGUUUUGAUGAUAUCCCUGCUGACAAACUCAAGUUAUGGAAGGUAAAAAUUCCUGACAAUCACAAUUCCAAGUUGGCCAACCCUGCAUUAGAUGUCGAACUUCUGGCAAUUCAAGAUGUAGGAGAUUACUGGACCAAGAAACCACCUAAAAGGCAUAUCCACAUUAUAGUUGAACCACCUGUAUCAAUCACCACUUCGAGCUGUGAGCUUAUAGAACUUCAGGAAAAGUUAGCAUCAUUCGAAAACAAUCACAGAGUAUUCAUCAUUAAAGCUUUGUAUGGGAAGCAAUGCAAGACUUUCUUGUGGCCCAUUGAUAUUGGCACAGUGAUAUUGGAUUCUAUAAAGCUGCCAAUUCUCAAAGUCCUCCCUUUUCCACAGGAUACAAAGCCUGAGGAUUUAACCCUACAUUUCACCAAAGCUGAUGAAAAAAAUUGUGAAGAGUUAGGUUUGGAAGAUGAUGCCACAUUUCAGCAAUAUCUCAAGUCUUGUGCCAUGCAGGUGUCCCUCACUCUCAAAGUACAAAUUAAUACUGUGCAAAAACCAUUCUCCAAUUGGAAACUCAGUAAGGUAUGUGAACUCCUUGGCCUGGCAUCAAGCAUUGAUGAAUUUCCCACUUUCAAUUGCAAUAUCGACAAACUUGAUUCAGAAAAAGCAAAAGAUUUGAUGGCUCACCUUUGCAAAGAUCUGAGAUUUCGUUAUAAAGUGAUACAUGGCAAAACAGAGGCCACUUGGAGUGAAUACAUCUCCCCUUUUCUUGUAACAGCCACAUCGCUUUUUGACGGAUUAGUAAAGUUAUAUCCGCAACUAUAUGUUGCAGGAAAAUAUGGCCGAGGUCCGUUCGAUUUCUGCUUAAAACUCCUUGGAGUAAUAAUCGGUGUUGUGGAAGUAAAAAAAGAAGAUUUUGACCAAGGCAUGGCCCAGAACGUAAUCCAACUACAUUUGUCUCUCGAAACUAAUCGAAAGCGCAAGCAUGACAAGAUCGAGGAUGAGUUUGCCGAUAAGGCGUACGGAAUCGUUACCGAUGGCCGAGCGUGGUAUUUUGUCGAGUUUAUUAUGGAUGGCGAUAAACCAAAAAUUAGCGUGCAUUCGGAAACGCCAGCUGUUUUGGAUUGGACGGAGGAAUCGGAGUCUCUGGAUAAGGGUGCAG
Molecule: messenger RNA, 1270 nt
Organism: Paraglomus brasilianum
Lineage: Eukaryota; Fungi; Glomeromycota; Glomeromycetes; Paraglomerales; Paraglomeraceae
Source: the annotation of a GenBank genome assembly